Dentiscutata heterogama is the source of this 209-nucleotide messenger RNA. The record is from the annotation of a GenBank genome assembly. Lineage: Eukaryota; Fungi; Glomeromycota; Glomeromycetes; Diversisporales; Gigasporaceae.
AUGGGAGAUUUUAAUUUAGAGUUAGAAAAAAUAAGAUAUAAUACCUCAAGUAAUACAACAAGAUUAGAAAGAAGAGCUCUAAUAUGGGAAUUAAUAGAUAGAGAUUUUAAAAGCGCCUUUGAUAAAAUAAAAGAAAACAGAGUGACAGAGACAAGAAGAGGGCCAAAAAAAAAUACUAUAAUAGAUUAUAUCUGGAUCUUAGAUAAUUG